GAAGUCCGACUGACUUGGCGUCGUACCAAACGACGGGUAAAAGAUGGCGUCCGGUGUUCCACGAUCAGGAUGCUUUGAGGUGUUCAUUCGACAACAGUGGUGCUCGGUGAGUGUCACGCUGAACGAGGAGUCUCUGACCCUGACGCUUACAGAAAAUCCCGAGCAGACAAAUUCAUACAAUGGAACGUUAGAAGCUUCUUGUCAUGGAUAUGUCAACGGUGGUCCAGAGUUACCUGAGAGCAUAGCUGGUCAGAAGAGGUUCGUGCGAGUGGUGAAGGAAGAACAAAACGGACUCGGCAUCAGCAUAAAGGGAGGAAAAGAAAAUAGAAUGCCGAUUCUUAUAAGCAAGAUUUUUAAAGGAAUGGCGGCUGACAAGACAGAAAAGCUGUAUGUCGGAGAUGCAAUUAUUUCUGUGAAUGGAGAAGAUCUUCGGGAUGCUACCCACGAUGAUGCCGUGCGGGCCCUCAAGAGGGCAGGCAAAGUAGUGGAGAUGGAAGUGAAAUAUCUAAGGGAAGUAACUCCAUACUUCAAGAAGUCCUCACCACUCAGUGACCUAGGAUGGGGCACACACGAUUCAGCUCAGAAGGAUGGAGCCAAAGCAAAUUGGUCGGAGACAAAAACUAUUCCACUAAAACUUUGUUACCUGUGUCGCAAUCUAACCAUGAAUGAUCCAGAGAAACGUACACUUGAGUUGCAUUCACCAGAUGGAAAAGGUCUUUGUGCCUUGAGGUUUCCUGAUCCUGCUACUUGCAGUGACUGGUUCAAUGCUAUCCACUCCAAUGUUAUGCUUUUAAAUCAACAGGCCAUUGCAGAGGCUAAUCAGAUUAUUAGCUCAGCUCCUAACCAACGACAGAUUCGCCAUAUGGGAUGGCUAGCUGAGCAGUUACCCAGUGAUAGUGGGACUACUUCUUGGAAGGCAGUAUUUUUGGCACUAACAGAUAAAGAUGUGCUUCUGUAUGACACAGCACCAUGGAGCAAGGAAGAAUGGGCCACCCCAUUCCAAGACCACCAGCUUCUUGCUACAAGAUUGGUUCAUUGUGGCAAACAAAACAGUCACUUUGGAGGAGCAGAUGUUCUGACAUUUGGUACAAGAUCAGGAACAAGAAAUGGUGUUGAGACACAUAUUUUUCGUGUAGAGACUCAACGAGAUUUGGCUUAUUGGUCUCGAGCAUUUGUCCAAGGCUCUCACGGAGCAGCCCUUCUUAUCAGAGAGGUCACAUGUUCUGUCAAGUGGAAAGACAAGAAAUGUAGGCUUCUAGUUCAUUAUGAGAAUGGUUUCACACUGACAGAAGAAAGGGAAGAUGAUUCAGGAACAGGAGGGACACACCCUUCCCCUACUAUUCUGUGGCAGUAUCCAUAUGAAAAGUUACGCAUGUCUGCUGAUGAUGGGCACCGUCUUCUGUGGUUGGACUUUACUGAUGAUGGUGAACAGGAACUUGACUUGAAUACAUGUCCGAAGCCAAUUGUGUUUAUCAUUCACACUUUCCUGUCAGCCAAAGUCAGUCGUCUGGGACUUAUUGCCUGAGCUGGUGAGCCUGGAUACCCACAAGAGAAUAAAUUACUCAUUCACAUUCUUGGUGCUAAUGCAGUCUGUAGUACAGAGAGUCUUCAGCUGGUACAUUGGUAGGUUAAAAAUUCCAUGGACUGUGGUAAUAUUUCUACUAUGCUGGUUAUCACAUUUGAUCAGAGGUGAGCAGCAGAAGAGUUCUGGCUUGCUGAAACUGCCAUAAACACAAAAAGCAGAGCGUUGGUAAAUGCAGAUUGUUGGAAGGCCAAGAAGUUCUGCAGUUUUUGCACAAAAAAGGCAGUUGCAGUGGUGUGUUGCCCCAAAAUGCACUACAGCUGUUGGAUAUUGAAAGGAUUACCAGGAUGAUAUGGAGCGAGCAGAAGUUCUUUUAAGAAAUAGUGUGUGCUUGCAUGUACAUGGGCCAGGUCUCUGUGUGUGUGUGUGUGAGUGAGAGGGAGCGUGUAUAUUGGUGCAAGUAUAAACAUCUGCUACAUCCUCAAAGGUAGCAACAUAGUAUUAAUGAAACGCAGUGUAGAAUGUGAUGGUUAUAAGUUUUUCUUUAAGGAAUUAAUUUUCUAAAAGGAUGUCAGUAAAUAUGAGCUACUGCUCUAAUUGCAGAAACCCCCUUUUUUUUAAAAUCAGUGUUUGAUGGUUAGUGUCAUAAUUUGUAUUGCUUGCCAUCCAAAGUUUUUCCCCCAUGGUUUCUCUCAGGUUUUUGCCUGUUUUGCUGUAGACUGUGUUUAUUUGAUUUUUCUAACAGUCUGUUGCUGGUUUGUAUUUGUGUUCAGUGCUGAUUUUGAUUAUUGAAUAUUUUGUGGAUUCCCCUUCCCCCAGAUAUUUGUAUGUUCAUAAAAUGCUGCAAAUGAUGUAUGAUUUCACAGUGGUGCUUAUGUUAAAAAGAUUUCUUCUGUAUGUGGCCUAACCUUCUGUCCAUGCUCACAUAUUCUGAUAUUUAAUUUUCUUUUUUUUUACAAGCUGUAAUAUGCAUUUUGUGCCUUGCUUUUUGUGUAGUAUUUCAUUUUAUUGGUCUAAAGGUCCAGGCUUAACCUGUGUGACAGCAAGGAAACAAAACUAUAGUUCUGCUGCAUACUAUAUCAUGUCUAAUAAAAAGCUAAACCACGGACUGGUUCAGUAACCUCUUCAUGUGAAAAGCAUUUAGGUAAAGUGCUAUGUCUUUUUGGUGUCUUUUCAAGUAGAUGUUCAUCUUUUCAAGAAAAGGCAGUUAUAUAAUUUCUUAUGCAGAGAAUUAAUAUCAAAUUUCAUAAUUUAUCUGACUUUUGGAUUAAACAGGUUUAUUGUGCCAUUGGAAAUUAGUUUUAAAGCAAAAACACUCCAAGUACCAUAUAAUGCAAAAAACCUUGUAAGAGCUUCCACCCACACUGUAGUAAAAAUUUCAAAUACUAAAUGUUAAGUUUAUCAGAAUGGAGUGCAGCAUCUUUAUAGAUACAUCAUGUUACAUUUAAUUUAAUGAUCAGAUUUUUAAUAUACGUUUUUUAAAUUAAAUAAUUUACUCGUGCUUAUGCCACUUUUUACUCAGUUACAAAAAUAUCCACUUCUUCCAGUGACCAGCAACUAUGUUGUCAGUCCAUUAUGCCCUACUCCCUCCCCUUCCAAUAGUUGCAGCAAUUUAAACAUCGUAUGAUUACAUGCUGAACUGCAUGACAGUUCAAAAUGUAAGCAGAAUGUUACAAUUCCUUUUCUUGAAGAUGAUGGUAGUAAUGACCAGCAGUUACAUUCUUUGUUCAGGGCUGUACAAAUUUGGUGAAAUUUAUUGCUUUCUUUUCAAUAUCCUUAUUAAAUGGUCUGUUCUUAAAAGAUUAUUUUAUGCAGUUUGUAGCAUAACAGUCUUUUGUAUAGACUUAAGUCCUGUCUUAGAAACUCUUGCAGAAAAGCAUUACAUCAGUUUGCUUUUAUCAGUUGAUGAGUAUGGUUUAAUGCACUGUUAUAUUUUAACUGAUCUGAAUAGCUAUUUGUAAUCCUGACAUUUGCCAGAUGUUUAAACUGAUGUCUUAAGUAAUUUAAGCUAGAGAUUUGGAAAUUAGACUAUUGUUACAUGUAUUAUGAUAACAGUCCCUGCUUUUACAAAUACAGUCAGUAUCUUGA
Pomacea canaliculata is the source of this 3610-nucleotide messenger RNA. RefSeq names its product beta-1-syntrophin-like. Gene Ontology annotation, cellular component: dystrophin-associated glycoprotein complex; intracellular anatomical structure. The coding region runs from base 44 to 1525 and encodes 493 amino acids. The transcript has 6 exons. The record is from RefSeq and is a predicted model, not a curated record. Gene Ontology annotation, molecular function: structural molecule activity; protein binding. NCBI's taxonomy places the organism in Eukaryota, Metazoa, Mollusca, Gastropoda, Architaenioglossa, Ampullariidae.